CAAAUAAUAAUAUGUGAGAAUAUUGGGUACAAUCUCUAAAUAUGAAUCCUCUGAUUCUUCACUUGCAGUUUGAAAUAAAUAUAAUUAAAGAAAUUAAUUCAAAAUUAAAUCUUUAAUUCUUCAAAUAUUCGAACGUUCGUCAGAUCUUCAAAUCUUCGAACUUUCGUUCUUCGUAUCUUCAAACCUUCAAAGUUUUGUUCUUUGAAUCUUCGAAUCUUCGUUCUUUGAAUCUUCAAAUAUUCUUGAAUUAAGAAUUCAGCUUGAAGGGCCUCCGGUUUUCAAGUGGCUUGAUCUUCAACAAAAGGGCCGUUUUAUGGCUUGAUCUUCUGUUUAAGGGCCUCCCGGGAUAUGUGGCUUGAUCUUCAAUUGAAUCUUGAUUCAAUCUUAAUAUGAAUAUCUUCAAAUCUUCAAAGAUUCAUUCUUCAUAUCUUCAAAUCUUCAAAGUCUUGUUCUUCAGAUCUUCGAAUCUUCAAGCUUCGUUAUUCAGAUCUUCGAACGUUCUUCAACUUUUGGAUUUAUUUUAUUAAGAAUCGACGAAAUCACGAAGGAUUAUUCGUAUAUUCUUAAUAAAAUUUGUGGCUUGAUCUAUUCCUCUUUUUCGGAAUCGUUUAGAGCCUUUCGGGGAGUUCUUGAGAGCUUUUCUGCAACGUUUCUUCGUCUGAAAAAUCCUCCCCUCUUUCCUCUCAUCUGAGACCCCUAUUUAUAGGUGUGGAGGGGAUGAAAAUAUGCUCUAGGGUUUUGGAAAUUCGUACAUAUUCCUUGGGCCUCAAAUAAAAUGGGUUUUGGGCUCUAUUUGCUUGCAUUUAAUAGCCAGAAAAAUCAGCACUUAUUCGAUGUAUCUGGACAGCCCUUUUUAACAAGGUUCAUAGCUAUUUCUCAUGCAUAUGUACUGAUUUCUUGACUAGAUUCAUCCUCAUCUUCAUAUAUUGGAUCAUGUCUCUUAUUUAUUGGGCCAAUACUUGAUAGUGGGCUAAAAUUACUAGGACUGGUCCAUUCUUUUCGGAUAAUAAAAUUAAUUGGAUAUUCAAAUGAUCCGAAUUAAUUAAAUUAUAUGUGAAUAGAUCCAUAAUAAUAAUUUCCCUUGUUUUUAAAGGCCCAACAACCGUUAUGAGUAGCCCAUUGUACUUGAGUUCGAUCCAAUAGCUUCUAAAAGAGGCCCAAUAAGGUCAAUAAUAGCUCGAUACCAUUUGAAGAGGCCAACUGACUAUCAGAACCGGCCCAAUAAUUUUUUAAAUGUCCACAAAUGCCCCCUCGAGACUUGCUUGGAUGUACCGAUUUUAUCACCACGAACAAGUGAGUCUCGAAAAUUAACUUGUUGAUCAAAGUUAUACCCAUUUUGCACAAUAAAUUUAAAUCCGUAGGCAAGGUCAACAAAACUCAUGGAUUUAAAUUCCCAUUAUUUCUAAUAGGCCAAAAAAACAUGUGAUUGGGCUCAAUUUGUUUUAAUAUACGCACUCCCAAUUUUGAAUUAAAGUAGGAGAGGCCAAUUUAUAAUACACUCCAAAUACAGUUCUUACUCAGACUUUUAAACGGGAGAUACUCCGUAUUAAUCAUGCGGCGGAACAUACAACAGGAGAUUCCAAAUUGUUCUCUAACUCGAAGAACCUCUCUUCUAUUAGGACUUAAUCUGCCUGACUUGAGAUCUAUCAUUGUAUAAAUAUCAACCCAGCUGGCUCUCUUUCGCAACUUUAAUUUUUUUUGCGGUAGUUUGCAAAGCUGGAUUAAAAUCCCAGAAGAUAUAGAACAACAGGUAAAUCUCCCCUCUUCAGCAUUCUUUCUUUAUCUUGUUGUUUUCUUUCAUUGUUUUGCAGGGGAUAUACCAUACAAAAAUCUCCGUCGUGGCUUUGAGAAGCCAGAUAUUGAGAUUGCAUUCAAAAUCCCAGAUCAAAAAAAAAUAGCAGAGAGAAGAUACUGCUGUUGCAGACUUGGCGAGGGGAAAGAGCUCCAUUGGCGCUGACAUUCUUGUAUUCGUGAAGGAGGAGCACAGUUCAUCCGACGCUGCAGCGGCGUGGUUGCGUUGAGCUUAUGGUUGAUUUUCGAAGGAGGCCUGUGCAGCCGGCAGUUAAGCCCGAGGUUGAUUUCCGAUGGCGAGCAACAGUCUGAGGUUUCAAGGAGAUUCUAGUGCUGCGGCUCUUUUCUUCUGAUUCCUGCGUGCGAAGUAGAUGACGAGAUGGUGUCGCUGGUCUAAUUUGCUCUGCUGCAGUUUUGGCGAGAGGAAUUCAAUCGAUUUUUUUUUGAAGCUGUUCUCGUGCUUCGUGCGAAGAAGCCAAAAGAAGACCGAUUGCCUCCUUUUCUGCGUGCGACGAAGUUGACGGAAUGGGGCCAGCUUCUUUUAAAUAAAUUAGGCUUUUGGGCCUAUUUUAUGAUUUGAGCCUUCCCAUGAUUCCGGGCAAUUCUAAGAUCACAACAAGGCCCCUGUUUUCGGCUAUUUCAAGUGAUGACGCCAUUAAUUGAAGAGCUAUUGUCGGUUAUCGGUGCUGCCUGGGGUCCUUCGUUGGGCUAGUGACACUGAUUUAAAGAAUUAGGUUGAUUUCCGACCAUCGGUGUUGCUUGGGGCCCUUCGUUGGGUUAGUGGCACUGAUCUAAAGAUAUAGGCCGAUUGCCGAUCAUUGGUGUCACUUGGGGCCCUUCAUUGGGCUAGUGGCACCAAUCUAGAAACUUCGGCUAGUUGCACUUGUUGAAGACUGAGAUGUUGCUGCUACUUUCGACCUUUGUCCAUGCUGAAGGAGCUUGACUAAUUAUUGGCCAGUGUUACUAAUUUCUUUGUUCGUCUAGUCGGAAGAUGAAAUCAAUUGCUCGGGCUUGAGAUUGAUUAUCAUUGCUGAGCGGCCUGUUUUUUUUCUUUAUUAUUAUUAUUACUUUAGUUUUUUUUUAGUAAUAAUAAUAAGAAUAAUGAUGAUUUUUUUUUGCAGUCCAAAAUGAUAUCUUUUAAGGACGUAAGGCGUGGAGGUAAAAAGUAUCUCUCCAUAUCAACGAGCAAGAAGAAUGACGAAGAGAUUCUUUUGGAGAUGCACAAGCCAUUUGCUCGCGAGUUUUGGGGUCCAACGGUUGUGUCCUAUCGAGUUACAAACUGGACUCCUGAGUGCGAGUAUCAAGCUCAGACAAUGCGGACUUUAGUAUUUGGCUUUACUCACAUGCCCUCUUCUGAGAUUCUUCCUUCUUUGGGUAGACGCAUCCUUGAUGAAAACGCCCCUUUGACAAAGACCUUAUCAUUUGGUGGUGAGUUUAGAUUCAUCACAGGUUAUUGGGACUGGGCCGAAGAUAUUUUGAGCGUGAGUAAAAGCGUUCUGGAGGAAGGUCUUAUUUAUGAUGAUGUUUAUGCCUCAUUAUUCACGUAUGACCGAUGUACUAAUGCUAUUCAAGCAUUUUGUGAGGCAUGGUUUCCCAUGACGAAUACUUUGCUUACGUCACACUUUGGGACUUGCACGUUAUCGGAGGAUUGCCUAUCAUAGGAGACGCAUAUGAUGAAUCUAUUCCGGGCACUUCUGAGUUGUUAAAUACGAGCGCUGACUGUUCAUUUCAUCUAUGCAAAUAUUUGUUUCACGCACAUCAUCAUCUCUUUCCCAGAGCCAGAGAUAAGCGUGUUUUGCAUGUUCAUGCAUGGGUCAAAUUCUGGUUCAGAAAGGCCUCCAAGUAUACUAUGCCUCCAGUGAGAACAGAAAAGAAACGAACAUCUCGUGCCAAGGCGACCCAUAAUCCGAGUGGAGCUAUUCCAAAAUUUGGAGGAUGGUCGAAUUCUAUGAAGGUACCAUUCCACAUACUCAAGGUUCCUGCUGAAUAUCAGGAAGAGGUAUAUUUAGCGGCAUUUUUAUCAUGUUGGCUUUGUGCAUUUGUAUUGCCGCAUGAAGGUCCUAGAGUUAUCCGCCCGGAAACAUUCAGAGUUGCUUGUAUGUUGGCUCGAGGGAAACGUGUAUGCCUUGCGGUCCCGGUUCUUGCAAGUGUCUAUCAUGGGCUUAAUCGGAUCUCGAAUGCUCCAGCUCCUGAUCAGGUUAGAACGUGUUUUCCCGUUCACUAUGUCUAUGGAUGGUUGGCAUCAUACUUUGAUACACAUUUUAAGAAUGAGAUCCAGUCCACGACACCAUUAAUGAUUUCUUAUUCGGGAGAAAGUGGAGCGAGAUCCCUCGAGAAGAGAAGUGCGCGCAAACGAAUUUUCCAGGGGGAUGUAUCAGCAUGGGUGUGUUCUACACAUCGAAGAAUCAAAGAAUAUUCAUUCUUCGAUGGUAAAAAUCCUCCAGAGGCUGAGUUGGCGCUUUUUAGGAGACUUCGGUCUAAUUAUCUUGUAUUACGCUACCGGGAUCAUUGCAUUGCUGAGCCUUACACUCCUCACCGCUUUAGUCGCCAAUUUGGGUAUUUUCAGGCUUAUGCUUCUGGUUUUCUUGAGAUGCGUAAUCGGAGUGUCACACUUGCUGCUGGCUUUCAGCUUUGGCUACAGUUUGAGCAUGGCAUGUCACAAGCUGAAGCGGUAUUUCCGACUCCUCCUACUAUUCCAGCGGAAUUUUAUUCAUUGCAGUAUAAAGAAUGGUGGGGUCAAGUUCAUGGAAGUUAUUUGGAGAAUCAUGUGAGCGACUUGAUCAAGAUUUGCGAUCUUGCGGUUGGUGAUGUGAUCACCCCUUCAGAUCCUGUGACUCCAAUCUCCAAGAAGAAAAAAAAUGCCUGAUACUGAAGCUAAGUCUUUGCCUCAGAAAAAGGCUAAGCUUGUAGCACCUACGGCUGAAGUUUUGAUUAAGGAUGCUGAGAAGGAAAUGUCUCCUGCCAAUGAAAGGCAGAGUAGUGAUGAGAGGAACUGGAAGCAUUUUAGGAAACCUCAUGUUGGGCCACUGAAGGUUAGUUUCAUCAUUUCAUAGUUUUAUUUAAAGCGUGUACUUAUAUUUUUUUUCUUUUGCAGAUUCAUGCAGUCCUUGAUGAUGCUAGUUCCUCGAAUCAUGUUUCUUCAUCUAGCUCAAGUGAAGGAGAAAGCGCAGAUCAUGACACCGUCGCUGGAUUGAUAGCAGAAACCGGCCCAAGUCAUUGCAAAGAAGUUCCGAUCCAUGAAAUACCCAAGUCUUCUCAUGUGAAACCGGUUGUAUCUGUAUUCCAUGCAGAAGACUGCUUCUUUACUUUGUAUAAGCAGUUCAUCAUUAAUACUUGGAGUGGCAUUCAACAAAAGUUAGGACGGGCUACAGCAGAGAACGUCUCAUCUCUUCGGGAGAGUGUUGAGAAUUGUGUUAUCUUGAUGGAGAAGGAGGGCAUUGACCUUUCCAUGUUGAAGACGAGAGUGAAGCAUUUCUUUGAAAGGGCACAAGCAUUUGAUCAGACGUGCUCGACUGUUGUUGAUAGGGUUCCUUCUGAGAAACAAUCUCAGGAAUUGGCUAUGUCGCAGGCUUUUUGUGAAGAUAUUGAAGCUAAGAGAUCUCAAAACCAAGUGGCAUUACUUGAUGAUGAGAAAUCUCUUAAUGAUAUCAAGAAGAAGAUAGCCUUAUUGGAAGCUGAAGCUAAGGAAGUAGAAGUUUCGAUCUCCAAGCGUCGUGUAGAGGCUUGUGACUUAGACACAGCUCUUACGAAGGCUAAGGAGGAAUCUUCACGGAUUUUGAAGACUAUCAAAGCAUCAGAUGAGGAUCAAUUUGCUUUAAAUACUCAGAAGAAGGAGCUAGAGGCCUUGAAGGAUGACUUAGUUAGCUUUAAAUUGUUUUUAGGCUGAUACUUAGCUUUUAGAUUAGCUUUUAGUCAGCAAACAACUCUUUUCCUUACUUCUUACCAAACUAUAUAUGGAUAUUUGCUUCCUUUGUUGCUUCUCAUGAGUUGAUAUUGUCUUGUUUCUUCUUCUGUUUUGUCUUUCUUUUUUUUUUUCAAAGUGACUGAGAUCAAACUCUAUUGAGGGUUUGUGUUGUUAUAACUGAACUCAAAAAUGAAACUUUUGAGCUGCCUACGUACUCCUAUGAAGGAGAUCAAGUCAAACGUAGUUCACAAGUACCAUUUGAAUUGGUAAUCUAAAGGAGGGGACCGUACACAAUUUUAACUCAUGCGGGCCAGGAGCUUACCGUACAUAUUUUAAACUCUCGUGGGCCAAGAGCUUGCCGUACACAUUUUAAACUCUCGUGGGCCAAGAGUAUCUAUGAUUAUGCUCACCCAUAGACAAAGUGAGAUGUUUU
This is a messenger RNA of Cuscuta europaea, 6128 nucleotides long. NCBI's taxonomy places the organism in Eukaryota, Viridiplantae, Streptophyta, Magnoliopsida, Solanales, Convolvulaceae. The record is from the annotation of a GenBank genome assembly.